AUGCUGCGGGGCUUCGACAAGGAUAGCAGGCUUUGCCGACUGGCAAACGAAGUUGAGGAGGGCUACCUCGGUAAGGGCGGCCGCGGCAAAGUUAUGUGGCUGGAUCCAGAAGACUCCUCUGUGCCUCGUGGUGCGGCAUUGCGAAGGAAUGAUGCAAACAUUACCAGCCUGGCCGAGAUCUUGCAGCCCUUUGCGGAGGAUGUCCUCGGAGCUCCAAUUUCGGAGCGCACGCCGGCGAUGGCGUGCAUGUCUAUGACAGAUGCGGAGGAAGCCAUUUACGAGCACCCGACUGCUUCAGACACCAUCAUCGAGGAGUUCUACGGGAACUGGGCACGCAGCGUGUUGCGGGUC
Molecule: messenger RNA, 351 nt
Organism: Symbiodinium necroappetens
Lineage: Eukaryota; Dinophyceae; Suessiales; Symbiodiniaceae
Source: the annotation of a GenBank genome assembly